Messenger RNA from Antrostomus carolinensis (chuck-will's-widow), 562 nucleotides. RefSeq names its product phosphofurin acidic cluster sorting protein 1-like. The transcript has 3 exons. Gene Ontology annotation, molecular function: transmembrane transporter binding. Gene Ontology annotation, biological process: protein localization to plasma membrane. Lineage: Eukaryota; Metazoa; Chordata; Aves; Caprimulgiformes; Caprimulgidae. The record is from RefSeq and is a predicted model, not a curated record. Bases 116 to 385 code for a protein of 89 amino acids.
GAAGAAGGAGGGCGAGAAGCGGGAGACGGGUAUCAAGAAUACGCUCAAGAGCAACUUCCGCUCACUCCAGGUCAGCCGCAUCCCCAGCACAGGGGAGCUGGUGCCCCCGAGCACCAUGGCCAUGACUGUGGUCACCAAGGAGAAAAACAAGAAAGUGAUGUUCCUGAGCAAGAAACCAAAAGAGAAGGACCUGGAGCCCAAAAGCCAAGUCAUCGAAGGGAUCACCCGCCUCAUCUGCACAGCCAAGCACCAGAACACCAUGUUGCGAGUCUCCAUAGAUGGGGUGGAGUGGAAUGAUGUGAAGUUUUUCCAGCUGGCAGCGCAGUGGCCAACACAUGUCAAGUACCUCCCUGUGGGCAUCUUUGGCUACUCAAAGAGCGUGUGAGCUGUGGGGGCAGCCCUGGGAUGGAGCUGUGGAGGGUCGCGGGAGGAGACGGGAGAGACAGGCGUGCUCUUGUCCCCUCUCGUCUGUGGCCCAGCCCCUGCCUGCGCUGCAGAAGGAGAUAACACACCCGCACCACUCUCUGUGGGCCAAGACCCGUGAAGGUGAGGCCAGUGAGAC